Messenger RNA from Cheilinus undulatus (humphead wrasse), 6215 nucleotides. RefSeq names its product pleckstrin homology domain-containing family G member 3 (gene plekhg3). The record is from RefSeq and is a predicted model, not a curated record. Gene Ontology annotation, molecular function: guanyl-nucleotide exchange factor activity. Lineage: Eukaryota; Metazoa; Chordata; Actinopteri; Labriformes; Labridae. The coding region runs from base 149 to 4096 and encodes 1315 amino acids. The transcript has 18 exons.
GACCAGCAGCGCUGCAGACGGUCACACACCCUCUCUCUCUCUCUCUCUAACACUGUCAGGGAUGUCCGUGGAGCUCUGUGGAUGCAGCUGAUGAAGAGGACGGAAUAUUUUUAGUCUUUAAAGAAAACUUCUUCAAGGUGGCGGUGUGAUGCCUGAAGACUCUCUCAGCUCAUCCCAUGGUGUCCCCAUGGAUGAAGAGUCGCCCCGCCUCUCCACCGCCUCCGUCUGCAGCAAUGAGCGCGCUCCAUCAGCCACGCCCUCUGACUCGUCAGAGCCCCGCCCUCUCAGCCUGAUCUCCACGUUGUCCUCGGGAUCUGGUUCCUCCCGAGACGACAACCAGACUCUACUACCAACAGACCACAACCCUGACGGUGAUCCGGACUUGAACUCUGCGGGGGAGCCUGAGAGGAAGGGGCUGACCCUCGGCGUCAUAAACAACAACAAUAACAACAAAGGGACGUUCAUCAUGGCGCCACAGCUGACCUACCUGGACCGGGUCGUCAUGGAGAUCAUUGAGACGGAGAGAAUGUACGUCAGAGACCUGCGGAUGAUCGUAGAGGACUACCUGGCUCACAUCAUCGACCAGUGCGACCUGUCCAUCCGUCCUGAGCAGGUGUGCGCUCUCUUCGGGAACAUCGAGGACAUCUAUGAGUUCAACAGCGAGCUGCUCCAGGCUCUUGACCUGUGUGACAACGACCCGGUGGCGGUGGCUCGCUGCUUCGUCAUGAAGAGCGAGUAUUUUGAGAUCUACACACAGUACUGCACCAACUACCCAAAUUCGGUGGCGGCGCUGACCGAGUGCAUGAGGAAUAAAUCUCUGGCCAAGUUUUUCAGGGAGCGCCAGGCAUCACUGAAGUGUUCGCUGCCUCUGGGAUCAUACCUGCUCAAACCUGUUCAGAGGAUCCUCAAAUACCACCUGCUGCUCCAGGAGAUAGCGAAGCACUUUGACCCCCUGGAGGAGGGUUACGAGGUGGUGGAGGACGCCAUCUACACCAUGACAGGGGUAGCCUGGUACAUCAACGACAUGAAGAGGAAACACGAGCACGCCGUCAGGCUGCAGGAGGUUCAGUCUUUGCUGCUGAACUGGAAGGGUCCAGAUCUCACCACGUACGGAGAACUGGUCCUGGAGGGGACCUUCAAAGUCCACCGAGCCAAAAAUGAGAGGACACUCUUCCUGUUCGACCGCAUGCUGCUGAUCACCAAACGGCGAGGAGAACACUUCGUCUACAAAACGCACAUCUCUUGCUCCACUCUGAUGCUGAUUGAAAGCGCCAAAGACUCGCUGAGCUUCAGCGUGACUCAUUACAAACAUCCCAAACAGCCUCACACCGUACAGGCCAAGACGGUGGAGGAGAGGAAGCUGUGGGCUCACCACAUCAAACGCAUCAUUCUGGAGAACCACCACGCCAUCAUCCCUCAGAAGGCUAAAGACGCCAUCUUGGAAAUGAAUCCAACAUACCCUCCACGGUAUCGUUAUAGUCCAGAACGGCUGAAGAAAGCAUCUGAUGGGUUUCAGCGAGACCGCCGUCAAGGGCGGCGACAGUCGGAACCCAACAAAUCGCUGGCGAAGAGCAGCAAAGAUCCCACUGCCAACCUGAAGGACGUCGGUGGAGGCAGUGUGUCUGCUAACAGCUCCAGCAAAGAAAACAUCCAACUUCCUGAAGAAGACGAGGCAGGUGGAGCUGAAACAACAUGUGAGCAGAGCUCCUCAGACAUGACGCCAAAGAGGAAGACUUCAAAACAGACCGAAAUCCACAAACCAGAUCCUACCUGUGACUCCGACAGUUUGUCCUCUACACCCGUCAGCAUUUCAGCCUCUCCUCAAACGACUGAAACAACACCUGAAAGAGAUCCAGAACACGUAGAGAGACGGUCCUCAGCUACGCCAGAUUCAGACUCAAAAACACUGAGUAGUGCAGAAUCCUCUGAGGACGAGGAAGAUGAGAAGGAGGCCACACAGAAAGGGGAAGAAGCCACCAGCAUCCUCCCUUCCUCUGUCCUGGACAAAGCAAGCGCCAUUGCUCAGCACUUCACCAACAGCAUCAAACGGGGCAGCGUAGCUCAGGAUGACGCUCGCUCACUCGGCUGCGCUUCACCCCGUCUGCUCAGCAGGAACAGCAGCAGCCUCAGCCUCUGCCCUGAAUCCUCCGACAGAAUGUUACGGGUCAGCAGUGCCGGUUCUGAUCCUCCGGAAACCUUUGGCGUGACAGAUUUGACCCUGCUGUCUCCCCGAGACGACAGCCUGUUUGACUCAGACAGAAGCAUUCGGCGUAGGCGGGACUCAACCCUCUCUAAGCAGGACCAGAUGCUCAUUGGAAAAAUUAAGAGUUACUACGAGAACGCUGAGAACCAGGAUGCCACUUUCAGCCUCCAGCGCAGAGAAAGUCUCACGUACAUCCCAACUGGGCUGGUAAGGAGCUCCGUCAGCCGGUUCAACAGCAGCCAAAAGGAUGAAAUCCCUCAAACAAACCCCUCAGACUCAACCACAUCCCCCAGCACAGCAGAGUCAAACUCAGCUUUACCCCCAGAUACCAAGGCUCAUGUUGUCACAGACGAGUCUUUGGAUCCCCUGAAGUCUGAGCUGGUGAACAAAGAUCCAGAAGACUCAGGAGAAAGGAACGGGUCCAUAAUUAAAAGUGUUCAGGACAGUCCUUUUGGGGAUGAGGAGUUCAGACCUUCAUCUGAGAUGAUUAAGAUCUGGCAGACAAUGGAGCAAGAAAUGAGCAAAUCACAAAGUGAGAACCGAGGGCAUGAGCGAUUGCGAGAAGUCCCUAGAACCUCCAAAGUCACUUUUGAGAACCCUUCUGAGACAUCAAAAACCAGAAAACUGAAGGAAUCCAUGUGUCCUUCAGCCUUCAAGCACACAGUCUCUGGUGUGACUCAAUCAGGAAAUCGAAAGAUUUUCAUUGAUGAGGCUGCCGUUCACAGAGCUCCGGUUCCUCGGGUUGCACAGCUAAGGGCUGAGGUCGAGAGGGAAAGACCCAGCAAGGAUUCCAACCAGCUGGAUGAAGUAGACAAAACAAAGAGCAAAGUCCUCCAUCUAGCUCGGCAGUACAGCCAACGAAUAAAAACAACCAACCCAGUGGUCCGACAGAGAAGUCAGGGCUUUCUCAUCGGGAAGAAGAGUUUACCCUGCGUGAUAGAGGAGAAGGAGACUUCCUGUUUAACUUCAGGUAAACCCAACCUGACUCUGCCCCUAGCUCCUCUUGACCAAGCAUCCUCUCUGCCUCUGAGCCCCUUAGACCAGACCCAGCCUUCUCUCCCUGGUCUCACUGGCGGUUUGAUGGGCAGCUCCAAGGUGGUCUCCCCAAGUCGGGGUCAGUCCUGCAGCCCUCUCAGUCCUCCCCCCAUCGAGAGCUUCAACUGGCCCGAUGUCCGAGAACUCCGCUCUAUGUACUCCAAUCCUGCUCGGUCUCAAAGGUGUCCUGUGGGGCGAAGUCGCUCUAUCCCUGAGCAAAUGUCAGACGGUGGUCUAAGGAGACAUUCAAGCCACUCGUCCAGCCUCCCCCGCCUGGGUGAGGCUCAUUCAUCUAAACCUCAUGGCCACAGGGGUGUUGGCAGAGAGGAGCGCGCCAAAAGACUCCUCAGAGCCAAUUCUCUGGACCCUCGGCUGAGUGCAGAACAAAUGUCAGAGCUGGAGAAACUUAAAGGCCAAGCCGCAGAGGAAAACCAAGACGGUUACUACGUAGCAGCAGAAGCGAUUCUUCCAAACGACCCAGAACACAAGAUCAUCAUUAUGGAGAAACUGCCUGAGCCUGAGUCAGAACAUGCAGAGACAGCCAAAGAAUCCAACAACGGAGACGAAGAGGAAGACGACAGCUACAUUCAAAUCCGUUCACCCACCAGCAGGGAGAAGAUCUCCAUCAUGGCCGUCAUCGACCGCUGCCGGGCCUACCAGGAGUCUGAUGAAUAUAAACAAAGGGAGGACGUAAGAGCCAAAACCGAGCCCACAAGGCCUCAAGAACCAGUCGUCAACGCCACAUCCUCCAACGACGAGGAUGAUGAGUCCCAGACGGCAAGCUCUGGGACGAAGACCGAGGCUGGACAGCAGAGCAUUGUGAGGAACUUGAGGGAAAAGUUCCAGAACAUGGGCUGAGAAUGAGAAAAAAGAGCCAAAGAAGAGUAAAAUUGAACUCUGAGACGUCAGAACUCAAAGUAGACCUGAAGAUUGGUUAAAACCAUUAAACUCUCUAAGAAGUCAUCAGUGAGCCUGUCAGCUUUCAGAGAAACGGAUUAUCCCUCAGAGACUUUGUUCACUGAGAGGGAACAUGGCUUUUAUUUGUAUUUAUUUCAGAUUUUAUUUUCAGUUAUAGAAAAGUCAUCAUUGAGGGAUGAACACAAAACAUUUUUAAAUGAUAAUUUAAGAGAAGAUUUUAAGACAAAGAGCUUUAAGAUGACAGAUUAUCUUUGUGGGAUUCUAACAGCUUUUUAUGAACUGAUCUAAAACCACUUUGUAAAGACCUUUUCCCAGAGUCCUCUCUGACUUUUGUAGAUAAAUAUGUAAAAAAUCAAAUUGUCUGUAUAACACUCUAAUUAUACGUUAAAGCACUUUUUUGUACAGGAUGUGAUAAAGUGUUGCACAGUUUAAAUAAUGGAUACUUUUGCUUCUCACGUCUUCAAAGCCGUCACUACACUCACAGAGAUCAGACGCCACGCCAUCUUUUUGUCUGCUAUGGUGACUGCUGUGGUCAGAGAGCCAUGAAACUACACUGUACUGCAGGAAAAGGAAAAGAAGCGGGACUAGACAAUACCAAUGCAAUUCUAAAAAAAAUAUUAAGACUGACAUUAACUGACUUAUGGCACCCACUACUGAGGGAUCUAAACUGAACCACUUAGCCAGCUAAUUGCCCUCAUCCCGAGCACUUACACUGGGAAGAUACUAGCUAACAAGAUUAAGACGUGACCAUUCCUCAAGCCUCAUAGAGUUUCACUGAAUAAAAAUGCUCGGUUCUCUUCUUGUUUUAUUCUUAUUUAAAGACUUUUACUGACUCAGCAUGUCCAGAUGUUGCCUGAGGACUAAACCAGGUAAGGACCUGUCCACGCUGAGAUGAAUUCAGGAGUAUACGCCCAAGUUUUUUGUCAUGUCGGCGUUCCAUACACUCGGAAACUGCGUUUUGGGUGACUGUAAACGAUACUUUUUGAAAACGGGUCCCAGAGUGCACAAAUCCGUAAACGACUACCGUUUUGUCUCUGUGUGGACGGCCAACCGCAUUUUUCUUGAAACAAUUACGUCCCACAUAGCGUAGCUUUCUUAAGACGCUUGCGCGGGUCCAGCUAAAACAACAAUGACGGAUUAAAGGGUUGUGUUCAUGCUGCAGAAGCUACUGAGCUUGUUAUAACUUUUACAGAAAAAUCUGAUGCUCUUUUACCACCACCAGGAAACACAAACACCAGAUGUUCUUAAAUCCAAUGCGGAGAACAAACAGAAGAGCAACUAGAGGAAAGUUUGUGUCAUUUUUCUGUGAUAUUCUUCUUCUCUUUUGGUGCAUUUCCAUGGCAGCAGUGCAGCGUCACGUACAGGCUUGGCAUAUGUACUACUGCGUUUUUAGUCAUUUUCAGUGGUUCUGUGCUUUCCUGAAAUGAUCCUGUCUUGACAGAAAACUUUUUAAAAACGGAACGGCAAUAUAUCGUUUUCAUCUGCGUGUGGACGGGGCCUCAAUCUGUCUCUGGAUGGUUGAAGAACAGGCUUCAAACAUUAAUACCAAAAAAAUAAAUAAAAUUGGUAGCUUCUCCUCAGCAGAUCUGACUUUUGAAUGACUGUUUUUGUAUAUUUCCUUAAUUAUACAGUUACAGUCCACCUUAACCACAGCUUAUGAUCAUAGCUCAUUGAUUAUGUGUAUCAAAAGAUAGUUUAUUAAAAUCUUUAUAUUGUGCCUUUUAGUUGGUGUAUUUAUGUAAAGUGUAUUUAAACAUUUUAUUUCUUUAGUUCUUUUAUUUAUUCUAAGUCAUGGUUUUUCUCUGAAAAACGGCCGUCUUUUUGAAUAAGGACGGUCUAGAGUGUCAUGCUGAGGCCGAUGUGGGACUUGAACCUGUGACUUUCCUGUAACCACUGGACCAGCGUGCUCAUCACGUUCCUCUCUCAGUCUCUCACUGGUAGCUUCCUGCACCUUCCCGUUCUAUGUCCUCCUGAUGUGAGUAGAAACAGCCUUCCUGUGUGGGUCUGUGUUUCUACAGAGGUGUUUCUAUGAGUGGACGGCUGCUCUGUUUCUAUUAAA